This is a messenger RNA of Alnus glutinosa, 1418 nucleotides long. RefSeq lists its product as uncharacterized. Lineage: Eukaryota; Viridiplantae; Streptophyta; Magnoliopsida; Fagales; Betulaceae. The record is from RefSeq and is a predicted model, not a curated record. The transcript is spliced from 3 exons. Bases 162 to 1091 code for a protein of 309 amino acids.
UCCAAAUUAAUUAACAAACAUCGAACCUCGCAAUUCAGAGUACUUCCACACAAAAGUGACCCAACUCUGUUUCUUUAGCAUUUACCUGUCACUUUCUUUCUCGUACACAUAACCCCACAAACCCCCCCCUAAUCUCGUCUGUGGGUGUGUUUCUCUCUGUUAUGGCUGUGACAAUGCACGUGAAGUCCGACUCGGAGGUGACGAGCAUGGACCAUGGCUCCUCACCCCCGCGCUCGCCUCGUAGACUCGUCUACUUCGUGCAGAGCCCGUCGAACCACGACGUCGAGAAAAUGUCCUACGGGUCCAGCCCCAUGGGCUCCCCGCACCACUACUACCACUGCUCGCCGAUCCACCACUCCCGCGAGUCCUCCACCUCGCGCUUCUCCGCGUCCCUCAAGAACACCAGAAACCACUCCGCCUGGAAGAAGAUUCAGAAGGAGCCAGAGUCCGACGACGACGACGACGAAAACGACGACGGAGUUGGCACCUUCGGGGGUUUGGGCCGCAAUCUGAGGUUGUAUAUUUGCUUCGUUUUCCUCUUCGUCGUGCUCUUCUCAGUUUUCUCGUUGAUUCUGUGGAGUGCGAGCAAGGGUUACAAGCCUAAGGUCUUCGUUAAGAACAUAGUGUUCGAGAACUUCAACAUCCAGGCGGGGAGUGAUCACUCAGGCGUGGCAACAGAUAUGCUGUCGUUGAAUUCGACGGUCAAAUUGGUGUACAGAAAUCCUGCCACGUUCUUCGGCGUCCAUGUCACGUCCACUCCCUUGGAACUUCACUAUUACCAGCUCCAGCUUGCCUCGGGACAGAUGAAAAAGUUUUAUCAGUCGAGGAAGAGCCAGCGAACGGUAGUGACAGUAGUGGUAGGGCAUCAAGUGCCACUCUACGGCGGGAUUGCGGCAAUUCCGAACACGAGAGAGCACCAUGAGAAAAUGGCAAUUCCAAUGAACCUAACGCUUGUCGUGAGGUCGAGGGCCUACAUUUUGGGAAGACUAGUGAAGUCCAAGUUUUAUAGGAGAGUCCAAUGCUCUGUAACUCUUAGAGGCAAUAGACUCGGCAAACCCCAUAAUUUGACAAAGUCUUGUGACUACCGGUAAAUGAUCUACACUUACUGGGGUUUGCCAUGUAUAUUUCAUUUCUUGUAUGUAAGAUAUAUGAUAACAAGAUCUGCUAGCCUUUCAUCUUUGAUUGUUGACAAUAGUGGAAUUUAUUGAUGAAUCAAGAAUUGCUGGGGAAAUGUGUUAUGGGAGAUGAAUGACGGAAAUUCGAUAUUGCGGAUAGUUAUGACAUGUUAAAUUGACAAAUAGGAUAUCUUUGGGGUUCCAUGUAUUCAGUCAAUGAUGUCAUAUGCCCAAUGAAUGAAGUGUACCCGAUUGUCAUUUCUAGAAUAUUAGUAAAAAUAUGCUAUGGCCUUUAGAUGAUGA